Messenger RNA from Dimorphilus gyrociliatus, 396 nucleotides. NCBI's taxonomy places the organism in Eukaryota, Metazoa, Annelida, Polychaeta, Dinophilidae. The record is from the annotation of a GenBank genome assembly.
AAUUUUUGUGACUAUCGAUAAGAAAGUAAGCAACCUUACAACGUGUCUUCAGUUAUAUAAUUAUUACUUUGUAUUGCAGACAUGUCUGACACUAACGAUAAAGAAUUAGUUGCAGGACAUCCUCCUGCAGUUAAAGCUGGUGGAAGUCGUCACGGGCAACAUAGAAGAAACUCUGAAAAUGAAAAGAUAUCUUCAAACGAAAUAAAGAAGGAAGAGCAAGAAUAUGGAUCAGAUCCGAAACCCGAUAGAAAUUCUGAUGUCAUCUUAUCAGGAGCUGUUGGAAAAGGGGACAAAGACUUUACUCCUCAAGCUGUAAAACAAUUCCAUGAAAAGCCCAUUCCUUCUAAAGAGAAAAGGCCCGUUCAACAAACCCACCAUAUUAAUCAACCUCGCUGA